Molecule: messenger RNA, 1045 nt
Organism: Gryllus bimaculatus (two-spotted cricket)
Lineage: Eukaryota; Metazoa; Arthropoda; Insecta; Orthoptera; Gryllidae
Source: the annotation of a GenBank genome assembly
ACCGAGCGGGACGGCGCGGGACGGCGCGGAGAGGAGAGGAAGGGGUAUACAUAAAUUACUUCCUUUGCACACUAUAAGUAGAAUUAAUUCCUUUUCCUGAUGUAUAAAUUAUUGUGAUAAAGAAAUCUCCGGGCAACAUGGGGUUGCUUACGACUAGUCAUUAUCAUAUUAUACAACAAAAAUUGUUCUGUAGUGUUAUAACCUAGAAAGUACACGCCAUGUCGGUGUGGCCUCGUUUUGUCCUGGGGAUUUCUGGAAUUUAUCGCUGUCCUUAUCUCGAUGACGAAUCUCAGGCUACUACCGUAAAUUCCUUCUCCCCUCACAACUCGAAGCAGUUGCCCCUUCGACCUUCGGCGCCUUCACACCACCGUCCGCAUCGCGGGGAAAUAUCGAGGGCGCGCUCAACGAAAGCCACUCCAUCAUGAAAAGGUUCCGCGUGUUGCUGCUGCUCUCUGUGGGCGCCAUCUUGCUCUCGCACCUGCCGCGAAGCACGGACGCUGUUCCGGCUGCUGCCCCGGACUUCAGUCCAUCGGAGAAGACGACCGACGUUCGGGACGUGGCGGAGAAAUUGUGGGAGAAGGCAAGGAACGUAUUUAAAUCAAAAUCUAAACCGCCACCUAAACAAUGCAAAUUCGUAAACGGGAUAAUCUGGGAUUGUUCUGAUACAACAUCGAAGAAUGACUUGGGGAUCAAUGGCACCUCAAGUUCGUCUUCGUCAAGUUUUUCUAGAGGAAUGACAGCCUUUAACGGUUUUGCAAGUAAUUUUUGGAACAAAACCAGAGAAACGUUUUCAUCUCAAGACAAGGAGAAGCCAAAACAGUGGUGGCAGAAGGUUAAAACGUUCUUCUCCUCGACAGCAACAGCGAAGCCUUCGACGCCCUUCUGGGAGGCAGUAAAUUCAACGGAUUUCUACGGAAGGAGAUUCAGAAGGGAUGGCGAGCCGGUGGCGUCCGGAAAUCCAUCUUCUGAUCCUGAGUAUUUAGAUCAUCUUGGAGACAUGAAGGUCCUCUACGUCAUUGUGAAAAAAGUGCUUCUGAUUGUUCUA